UUCUUGUUGUUUGGGUUUGGUCUGAAAAAGGAGAAAUCCGAUCACUGCUUUCUUCUCUUCUCUCGUAGUUGUGUGAGAACGAUUUUUUAGGGUUUCAUACUUGAAAUUCACUCUUCGCAGCUUCAGUUUAACAAUCACGGUUGAAGAAAAACGAUGUCUGAUAUGGAAAGACCAGCGAAGAUUCCUCGUUUCUCCGGCUCCGAAUCAAUUGCAGAUACUACCAAACUCUUUCCUCUUCUUCUACGAGAUGAAGAUGGAAUCUUGAAAUCAGCAGGAAAGAGAAGCGUGAAACUAAUUAUGGAUUGCUGUUCCUUACCAAAGGAGAAUGGGUCAAGUCCUCAAGGGGACGAUUCACAUUUCAUCUGUGACUGCGAGCAGGUUUUUGGUGUGGCUGAUGGGGUCGGUGGUUGGGCUAAGAAGGGUAUCGACGCCGGAGAAUACGCUCGAGAACUUAUGUUGAAUUCUGCAACGGAAGUUAAAGAACUACCCAGAGGCUCUGUUAAUCCAUUGUCUGUUUUAAACGAAGCUUACUCAAAAACAAAAGCCCAAGGUUCUUCCACUGCUUGUAUCGUAGCUUUGAGAGAAGAGGAUAACAGCUUGCAUUGUGCAAAUGUUGGAGAUUGUGGAUUCAUGGUGAUAAGAGGGGAUAGUAUCUUCUACAGGUCGCAAACACAACAACGCAGAUUCAAUUGCCCUUUUCAAUUAGGGAACCACCUUAAGAGUGAUACGCCCAGUUCUGCUGUUGAGUUUAAAGUUGAAGUUGAGGAAGGAGAUGUGAUUGUUGCUGGAACUGAUGGACUAUUUGACAAUUUAUUUGAGGAUAAUAUAAUCCAGGCCGUGAAGGAAAUGACUGGUUAUAUUGGCAUAUAUCCAUACGGGGCAGCUUGGGCGAUCGCUGAGAUGGCAAAGAUGAUUUCCAAAGACAAAUAUCUUGUUACUCCCUUCUCACUUGGAGCAGAGAUGGCUGGUUAUACACAUUAUGGAGGGAAAAUUGAUGACAUUACUGUUGUUGUUGCUUAUGUUGUCUCUUCAUCGUGGGGUUAUUAAUUUUUUUCCUUUUUUUUAAUGCCUUUGCAAUUGAAUAUUCAUUUUGUACCUUGGCGUACAUACCCAAAUCUAAUUGGUUAAUCACCAUUGUUCAAUGAAUAAAAGAAAUAGACAAAACUCGUUGAUUGAGA
Messenger RNA from Macadamia integrifolia, 1178 nucleotides. Its product is annotated as probable protein phosphatase 2C 55. Lineage: Eukaryota; Viridiplantae; Streptophyta; Magnoliopsida; Proteales; Proteaceae. The coding region runs from base 154 to 1047 and encodes 297 amino acids. The record is from RefSeq and is a predicted model, not a curated record. The transcript is spliced from 4 exons.